Molecule: messenger RNA, 3702 nt
Organism: Cavia porcellus (domestic guinea pig)
Lineage: Eukaryota; Metazoa; Chordata; Mammalia; Rodentia; Caviidae
Product: natural cytotoxicity triggering receptor 3 ligand 1-like
Exons: 5
Coding region: 87-1085 (332 amino acids)
Source: RefSeq, a predicted model, not a curated record
UCCGAAAGCCGCCUUGGGGAGCCCCUCUUCCUGCAGAAGCUCUUGGUAUCCGUCUUGGCCAGGGAGGUUCCUUCCUAGCUUCUGGGAUGAGCGAAACCCAAGAAACCUGCACCGAUGGAAACGUGACCGAAGCGUCCCUGGCUUGCCGAGUCGGGGGUGCCAUGGCACUGCUGCUGCUCACUUGUGGGGCGCUGGCGACCGCAGGUUCUCUGAGAGUGGAGGUGCCACUAAGGAAACUGAGCGCACGCCUGAAUGACAAUGUCACCAUCCCCUGCAAUUUCUCUGGCUUCGCAAGGCUGGACCUAAGUGUUAUGGCUAUUAGGUGGUUUCGCAUAGAUCCUAAGUCUGGAUUGAAGAUCACGGUGUUCGAGGUAUUUGGCAUUAAUAAAAACAUUCCCAGAACUGGGGCUGAAGUGUCUCUAGAGAGGCUACAGAGUGGCGACGCCUCACUGCAGCUGCCUGCGGUCCAGCUGGGGGAUGCAGGAGUAUACUGGUGCGAGGUGGUGGACACCCCUGCCAUGGAACAUGACAGCAUCUUGCUGGAAGUCCUGGCUGCACCAACCAGCAGAGUGUUUGUGGAACAGACCACGGGGACUGGUAAUGACAUGUACCUUGUGUGUCAGUCCUUUGGGUUCUACCCAGAAGCCAUUAACAUAACAUGGGAGAAGCGGACCCACAAUGUUUCCCAGGACCAGAGGAUUUCUACAGACAUCUGUACUGAUCCCAUCAUCGUGAAUGAGGAUGGUACCUUUAACAUCACCAGCUACUUGAAACUCAGUGCCUCUCUGGAAGACACCUACUCUUGUGUAGUGGACCACAUAUCCUUGAAUACCUCCCAGAGGCUGAACUGGACACUGUUUGUGAGAAAAGCUGAGAUACAGUACAUCUGGAUUCUUUUAGCUUUUAUCGGACUGAUUUUAAUAAUGAUUUUUUGUUUUAUUUGGACAAGAUACAGGUGCUGUUGUUAUAAACCAACACCCAGCUUUGACCCUGAGGAAGGAAGCACAGACCAAAAAUACGUGGCAGUUUACAGAGAUGAGCCCAAACCUUCACACCUCUCUGUGCCUGCAUCUGUUGCCACAUAGCUUUCCAGUGUCUUCCAAUGCACUCCCUGGACAUUUGGCUCAGACUUAUGAUUUGCUUUAUUCGAUGGAAGAAAGUGACUACAAGCCAUUUCCUAGUGUGGCCCAUGAGAGCCCUUUUGUGUAUCCGUUUGCUGUCUUUGGUGCCUCUGACAUGAGAAGGACGAAUCUCAGCUGGCCAGUUGGGGGAUAAGCAAUACAGGAAGCAGAAUAACAUUGUUCUUGGUGAAGUGACAGCCAUUCAUCUCCAUUCGCGACAAUCUACCUGUGGUCAGCAGCGCCGACAAAGCCAACUCUCAGGGCAAGAGAAAUAUGUUUUAAUUAUGUAUUUAUUUUUGAAUAAUGAUAUUGAAAAAUACUCAUGAACUAUUAUGUGUGGGGAGCAACUGAAGCUGGAGGUUGAUCAAAUGUACAGGGCUAAAGCAAUGCCAGUCCUGAGAACUCAGAGCACCUGAGGUGAACCAUGUAAGUGAGCUGCUGCAGCCCAAGAACACAUGGCGCCCAAGGCAAGCCAGACAAACAAGCUACUAGGCAGGAAGAUUUAACUGAGUUUGGCCUCCCCAGUGCAACUAUUUCUCUUCCACCAAAAAAGGAGGCUCUGCUGAAUCUUACCUUUCUACGUUCUGACUCUUGGCUUACUUUUUCAUGGUCCCCUGUCCUCUCCACAUGAAUUUUGAGAGCGGUGUGUUGAUGUUUUUCAAUAUUCAUAUCAUGAGGUGUAAAACAUGGGCCAGACAGGUUCUGAGAAACAACAGAUGUAUAUAGAAAUGCUUAUUGUAUUGUUGUAUUAUUGAUUCCUGUAUUUAUUUUUGUGUUGUGGACCUGGAUCACAGAUUAUCUCGAUGAUCAUAAGCAUGUUGAGAAGACCACAGAGGAUUUGACAUGAAGCACUACUUUUUUUUUUUUUUUUGUCUUUUUGAGACAGAAUUUCACUAUGCAGUUGAGGCUGGCCUUGAACUUGCAGUGAGCCUCCUGCCUCAGCCUCCAAAAUGCUGGGAUUACAGGCAUAUGCCAUCAUGCCUGGCUUCAAACUAAGCCCCAAGCAUUAAGAGGAUAGUGAAACUGUAGUAGAAAAUGUACUGUCAUGCCAGCCAGUAUAUUUCAUUUUUUCAUUGCCCUAUUGUUCCUGUUCCAGUUAUGGUUGCUCCGGUCUCUUGGAAACAGCUGGUCACUGUGGAGCACACUGUACAAACCAAUCCCCAAAAGAUGAGCCAUUCUUGCUCUGUAUUUUCUCCUUGUUCAUUUGACAUAAGCCCUAGACCACCAGAGAUGAGGGCCUGACAGUUUGGGAACGAUCCCAUCACUGCUCAUUGAUGGGAAUAAAUCUACCUCUGAAUCCUGGAUGUUGUUUUGGUGUUUGUGCUUGCUGUUGAAAAGCAACAGCCCCCUGAUAGAGCUUGAAACGUCUUACCUUGCUCCAUCAAAUAAGGAAGGAACUGUGGAGGAGGUUUGAAGAAGUCCCCUUCCCAUUAGAAGUGUGUUUUGUUGUGACUUCCAUUUCACACUCACCCAAAAUAAAACUGAUAACCUGAAGCGCUCCACAAGUGACUGCUUCCACUUAGAGUUCAAAAUAUUUUUCCCAUGUCACAGGCUGAGAAUUCUGCCCUUCAUAGAAAAAAGUCAUCCCGUCAUUUUCUGUUAGUUGGUUCUAAAUACGCUCGAAUACUGUCAUUCUCUUGAAUGGUUUUACAUUGUCUUGAUAUGUUUGAUGCUACAGUAUACGAAGUUAUACUCAAAGAUUUCAAGGAAAGAGACACUAUGGUAAUUACUUUUAUGUCGGGAUAUCUUGUGGUGAAACACUAUGUUGCUUAAAUGGUUAUGUUCUGACCUGUGCUGUUUUGUUGUUAUGUCCUCUUUUAUCUUAAUCUCCUUUUUUUAUUAUUUAUUUUUAUCUUUUUAAUUAAGGGAAAAAAUAAAUAAAAAUUAGCAGGAUAUAUUAUAGUAACCCACUUUGAUUUCCUAUUAACUUGAUUUGAAACCCUGUAUUGCUCUUACCAUCUAGUUUUGACUGAUUUUCCUCUAUUUUGUUUUGCUUGAUAGUACCAAGUUUGAGAGUAUAGGCAACAACUGUGAAGACAAUAAGAUUCACUAUGAUGUCCAUUCUGGUUUGACUAUUAUCUUCUUUUGAAGUCCUGUAGUAUCUCCAAUGUUUUGGUUUUAUCGGUUUUGUUCUUUACUGUUUUGUUCAAUUUUAUUAUUACUGAUGAUAUAGGCAAUUCUUUUUAAGAUAGCAAGAGGCAUUACGGUAACCAUUGUUGAUCAACUUGUAUUUUUUUUUACAUUAUGUAUUAUGUCCAUCCUUUUGAUUUGACUGACUCUGUUUUGUUAUGUCACAUUUGGUUUUAUUCUGUUCAAAAAAAAUAAUAAGAAUGGUGGGAGUAAUAAAACGCAAAAUGUGUAAUUGUCAUUAUAAAAAAGAGAGGAAAAGAAAGUGCUCUAAACGAUAUAACUGCAUGUAUAUUUAAGUAUAUAAGAUAGAUAACCAUAUUACUGAGUUUUGUUGGAUCAUUGAACAGAACUGUUUGCAGUCUCACUGUUUGAAUGUCCACCUUAUAUGCUUUAAUUUUGUAACUGGAACAACUAUUUCUAGGAUGACAAUAUGUAAUCUAUUAACUAGUGA